AUUAAGAUGAGCCAGCCAUGUGGGCGUUGAAGAAGAAUACACGAAAACAUGAAAGAAGGCAAUAGAAAAAACAACAACUUAUCCUCCUCCCCAAAAAGAAGCCGACCUGUUAAUCUAUCAGGACCCGAUUCGGGUUCACGCCAUACGAGGCCAUCUCCUCAUCCAUCAGUCUCAGUGCUUGACGGUGAAAUCAUCACUGAAGAGUUGGGUUUGUUUGAAAUUUCCCCCAAAACCAACCCAAGAAGUUUUCCGUAUAGUGUGAAGCAGCAGUGUUGGGACAAGGCGGAGAAAGUCAAGGGAAGAGACCCGGACCGAUGGCGCCGAGACCCAUUGGGCAACACAAUCUUUCGGAAGCUUGUCGGCUGUCCUGGUUGUCUCUGCCAUGACUAUGACCAUAUAAUUCCCUAUUCUAAGGGUGGAGAAAGUACACUAGAGAAUUGUCAAGUUUUGCAGGUGAGAUUUUCUCUCUGAUAGAACAUCUCUGUUUGUGCUUGCUGUGGAGUAUCUUGAAAUUUCCUUGCUGCAUCAUUGUAUACUCACGGUUUCCUGUUAUUGUAUGAUGUGUUUUCAGUUAAUCUGUCUUUUAAUUCAUAGUAUAUGCUACUUUAGUUGAA
This is a messenger RNA of Solanum pennellii, 614 nucleotides long. RefSeq lists its product as uncharacterized. The transcript is spliced from 2 exons. Gene Ontology annotation, molecular function: nucleic acid binding; zinc ion binding; endonuclease activity. NCBI's taxonomy places the organism in Eukaryota, Viridiplantae, Streptophyta, Magnoliopsida, Solanales, Solanaceae. The coding region runs from base 49 to 471 and encodes 140 amino acids. The record is from RefSeq and is a predicted model, not a curated record.